Gilbertella persicaria is the source of this 399-nucleotide messenger RNA. RefSeq lists its product as uncharacterized. The transcript has a single exon. The record is from RefSeq and is a predicted model, not a curated record. The coding region runs from base 1 to 399 and encodes 132 amino acids. Lineage: Eukaryota; Fungi; Mucoromycota; Mucoromycetes; Mucorales; Choanephoraceae.
AUGUUGAAGAUAUUGUUUUCAUUUUUAUUGAUUGCUUUUGCUUACUUUGCUAGUGCAGAGGAAGCUUAUUUCAGAUUCAUAAACGAAAGUCCCACAUUUGCUAUCAAGCUUACAAACAGUACUUUGAUUCAGCAUGCCAGAGAGCUUAUCAGUGGCAACACAACAGAAAGCCCUCAUAUUCAAGGCAGAAUCGUAAAGGCCAAAGUACACUGGAACUAUCCCUGGAGCUUUAUGGUCGAACCUGACUCAAUUUCUUUCUUCAACGCAACUGAGGACGCAGUUUGCGAUAUGGGUAUUCGAUGGAUCAACCGUCACCUCGAUCAAGUCUGUGAUACUCUUUUGCCUGGUUGCCAUUGGUGCCCAUGGACCUCUAAGCUUAUCGAAGAAAUCAAGCUCUAA